This is a messenger RNA of Oldenlandia corymbosa var. corymbosa, 696 nucleotides long. NCBI's taxonomy places the organism in Eukaryota, Viridiplantae, Streptophyta, Magnoliopsida, Gentianales, Rubiaceae. The record is from the annotation of a GenBank genome assembly.
AUGGCCGAAACAACCACCGCCAAAACCCCGACCGUGCCGGAGAUUAAAGAAGGCUCCACUGAAGAUAUGGAAUUAGAGCUUCAGGCUGAUGAUAAAGCGGCUCAAGCCCCCGGCUUAAAGCGCCCCAGAGAGGAAGAAGAAGAAGGGGCCCGGAAUGGAGAAAACAAUGAAGAAUCGAAGAAGCUAAAGUCUGAUAAAUCCGUUGAAGAGGAGCGGCUUGAGAAGGCAACCGAGGAAGGCGAGGUAGAAAACUCGGGUCCCAUCGAUUUGGGGCCGAAAAAGUUCGGAACUUCGGUGGAGAUGUUUGAUUAUUUCUACAAGUUUCUGCAUUUCUGGACCCCCAAUGUUAAUGUCAAUAAGUAUGAGUGUGUGAUGUUGCUGGAGUUGCUCAAGAAGGGCCAUCUAGAACCAGACAGAAAGAUUGGUGAUGGAAUUCGCACAUUCCAAGUGAGAUACCAUCCGAAGUACAAAAGUCGGUGUUUCUUUUUGAUCAGGGAGGAUGAUUCUGAGGAUGAUUUCAGCUUCCGGAAGUGUGUUGAUCAUAUCAGUCCUUUGCCAGAGAACAUGCAAGUAAAGAACGAUGUUAACAAGGCACUUGGUGGUGGCCGGGGUGGAAGAGGUGGCAGAGGUGGUGGGGGUGCCAAAGGAGGAAGUGGCCGUGGCGGGCACUGGAAGGGUGGCAAGUCAAGAAACUAG